This is a messenger RNA of Bemisia tabaci, 3034 nucleotides long. RefSeq lists its product as uncharacterized. Gene Ontology annotation, cellular component: spindle; microtubule. NCBI's taxonomy places the organism in Eukaryota, Metazoa, Arthropoda, Insecta, Hemiptera, Aleyrodidae. Gene Ontology annotation, biological process: regulation of mitotic spindle organization; activation of protein kinase activity. The record is from RefSeq and is a predicted model, not a curated record.
UGAUAACUGCGAACCGUUCGAACCAUUGAUACUUUUUGUGCGCUUGUUCGGAUCGGAAGUUUUAAUCGGGACGGGAACUUAGCAAACGAUUAAUGUAGUUAGUUUCUCUUCAAUGUUUCCCGUUUUUUCGUCUCUUCAAGAACCCUCAAUAAUUUAACAAUUCUCAUUUUCUAAAACCUCGUGGCUCGUGAGCGAUAGUAUUUAAGUGAAGUCUGGUAUCAGGGAGUGCUGCAUCUUUAUCUGUCACGCUUCAGCAAUGGCAACCCCUUUCAAAUUCAAUGCUCCAAUGUUUACUGAUUUUUUGUCGUCAGAUCAAGACGACAUUAAUAGACUAGAUAAAUUUUUCUGUACAAAUGAUGAUCUUUCUUCCAAACCUGUCACCCGCAUAUCAAUUAAGCAGGAAAUUGCUUCUCCUCGAAUUGGCUCUUCUGAUAAACGUAAAAGCUUGUCUUUGAACAGUCUCCAUAUCAAAGAAGAAACAAAAUCACCAUCGCCUGUUGCUCCGGUAAACAAACGUAGAAGUCCUCGGUCAGCAACGCGUAAUUACACAGAUGAUUCCAACAGAUGCCGAUCCAGGUCAAGAAGCUGUGUGUCCUCUCAAAAACCAGAGCUUUCAGAUCCAAGCAACCAUGAGAGCAUUUUGAACCAAGCUCUUGAACAUUUAACUGUAUCAGCGAAGAAGAAGAAAUUGCCAGGACAAAAUAUAUACAACGGUAUUCAGUUAGACCCAUCUGUAUUAGCAUCAAGUAACAAAGAACACCCAAUGAUGACACGUCGGGAUAAAAUUAUCAAAACUCCUGUAUUGGUCCUACGCACUCGCUCAGUGUUGAAGUCAGCCGAAAAAAUUAAUCCGUCAGCUUCUGAGAAACGGAGCCAAGCAGCUAAACAAGAGGAGGCAGGUAGCAGGAAACGCAAAUCUCUCCAACCUUUGGAGGCUCUGUGCCUUCCGCUUUUUAGCAAUCAAGCAUCUUCAGAAGUAGACACCGCAGAUGUUGAAAUGCAGGAUGGAAUUGUCCAGAUGAAAAUUCCUAAACAUCCCCAAGACGAUUGUGUGCAAUUAUCGUGCCCGCCUCCCAGGAAAAGCACUGUCACUUUCUCUGAUGUGAAGUAUGAACCAAAGAAGCCUGAUGUGCACACAGACUCGAAAGGCCCCUACAAUUUCAGCGCAAAACCUGAUGCAGGAAGUAUAUUCCCAGUCACUCGUAAACGCCUCGUUCUGACAGAACCAAAAACUCCACAAUUGAGAACUGCUCGUAGAAGUGUGGCGAGGACAAAUAAUAGAGUUGCAGUUAUCAACUCAGCUGGUGGAAGUCAGACUUUCAAAUUUCAAACGGUGCUUCAUACGGGUGUGCCAGCCAAUAUCAAAUCUGGCCCAACGGAAGUUAAACCUUUCAGCUUUGAGGAAAGAGAUAAGCAGAUGCUGUUGAAAAAAGAACAAAAAAUAAAGCAGAUGUUGGAGGAAGAAAGAAAAAAAGCUGAAUUUCAUGCCAAUCCAUUGCCAUCAUAUCUCAAUGUCAAAAAAGAGAUACCUAUCCCCAGCACUCGCAGCUAUACUCUCAGCAAACGCCGCACUCUCUACAAAUUCGAACUGAACGAAAAAGAAAACCCUGCACCUCUGCCUUUCAAAGCCCAACCCCCGACGGUGCUCCAGAAAGACCCAUUCAUACCCAAGAAGGCAGAUCGACCCUUACUAGAAAUCCCUGACUUCGAACUGAAAACUGAAAGAAGGGCCCGAGAAAGAGAGCAGUUUGAAAUAACCAUGAAAGAACGGGAAGCACAAAUGGAGAUGGCCCUCAGAGAGCGAGAAGCGGAACGUAAAAGGCAAGAGGAACGAGAAAUUGCUAUGAUGCGGCAACAGGCUGUUCACAAGGCGCAACCUGUCCCUAAAGUAAAGCCACCCCAGAUCAAGCCAUCGAUGAAGCCCUUAACUAACCCGGUAUCACCUAAAUUCUCCUCUCGGUUCACUCGGCAAGAGAACUGAUCCUAUCUUUAUUCCUAAUUUCAUCUAAUCUCUCAACGUGUACAAGAAUCCUGCAUGAGAAACGCAGAAUAUCUUCCGAGGCAUGCUUUAAGCAUUGUUACAUAAGAUAAUUUUAAUCCGAUUUUCUACUCGUUUUUACUAAGAGACAGCUGGACCCUCUUUUUAGUAUGUACAUUUUUUGUUAAAUUUUAUAUUUUAUUUUAGUUGAUAGCACGUAUAUGUUGCCUUAAGAUAAUUCUUAAGGCAAUAAAACCGAGGAAAAUGAUCUGGAAAUAAUCGUACGAAAAGUAGAAACAAAUGAUAGACUUUGAUAGUAAAGUUAGGUACAACAGUCAAUCAGAAUCAACUCUGAAGAUGGGAAAGCAAUCUCCAGAGCAUAUAUGUCUUUUAAAAAUUUUGAUAAUCAAUUUUCAUCUUAAAAAAAAAAUGGACCAGAAAUGACAAGGAAGAAGUGCUGAGUGCAGAUAAAUUAUGAAGCAAAUCUCAUUCUGAUCAUUGAUCUCAUUGACAUACAAUAUCAAACACUAUGCUCAGAGCCUUUAACAAUACACUGGGAGCUUCAAGUUCUACACAGAUGAAAACAUGGAAAAAGGAGAAAAAAAUAUCAAUAAUGGGAGGGGGUUGUAAAUAGAUUGUAAAAUGGAAAUAGCACGUGCAAGAAAAAAGUCAGAUUACUUUGAAAAAUAAUGAAGUCCUCAAAAAUUGUCAGCUUUUAAAAAUCUGUGCAUUACUCACGUUCAUUAUUCUUGUAUUUACCUCUGAGUUUUGAACUCUACAUAUUAGGAACUUCCCUUUUCAUACCAAAUUGAAAAUGUCUCUUUUUUUCUCCUUUCACAGUCCUUGCCAAAUGAGUUUAUGCAUUUCUAGACUACGACAUAAGAUCAGUUAUCCUGAUUCUUCCAUUUGCUUUACAUGUAAAAGUGAUGUCAGACAAGCUUCUGUCGCAGUCUAAAAAUCUAUAAACUCAUUUGGCAUGUGGACUCUAAAACCAUGUCAAAAUCAAUUCUAAGUUAAGCCCCCUAAAUUUUUAUUUGAAAUUUAUAUUUUCAUAUU